CACCGCGCUGCCUCCGCGUGUGACCAACGCGCUAGUGGCUGAGACUUUAAUUCCUGGGCUUGGCGACCAGAGAGGGGACAUGGCGGCGGAGGUGCUGCCGAGUGCGAAGUGGCUGUACUGUGGAGAGCCCGACGAAAGCCAGAGAGCUGUCCUGGUUCAGUUCUCCAAUGGGAAGCUGCAGAAUCCUGAUAACAUGCGCUUUAGCUUGUACAAGAACAAGGACUCCACGAAUCCCAGGAAGAAGAGCCAGCGGAUCCUGGCAGCUGAAACAGACAGACUUUCCUAUGUGGGAACCAAUUUUGGGACUGGAGCACUCAAAUGCAACACUCUGUGCAGACACUUCGUGGGAAUUUUGAACAGGACCUCUGGCCAAAUGGAAGUAUAUGAUGCUGAAUUAUUCAACAUGCAGCCACUGUUUUCAGAUGAAUCAGUUGAGAGUGAAUUGACACGAGAGAGUGAGAGCAAAACUUUUAGAGAUAAGAUGGACUCUUGCAUUGAAGCCUUUGGUACCACCAAACAGAAGCGGGCUCUGAAUUCCAGGAGAAUGAACAGAGUUGGCAAUGAAUCUUUAAAUCGUGCAGUAGCUAAAGCCGCAGAGAGUAUUAUUGAUACAAAGGGUGUGACUGCUCUGGUCAAUGAUGCCCUCCACGAUAACUUGCAAGAUGACUCCCUCUGCCUUCCUCCCUGCCACGCGGAUGCAGCCAAGCCUGAAGACGUGUAUAAAUUUGAAGACCUUCUUUCCCCUGCGGAGUAUGAAGCUCUUCGGAGCCCAUCUGAAGCUUUCAGGAAUGUCACAUCAGAAGAAAUACUGAAGAUGAUCGAAGAGAACAGCCACUGCUCCUUUGUCAUAGAAGCGCUGAAGUCUUUGCCAUCAAAUGAGGAGAGCCGAGACCGCCAGGCCCGAUGCAUAUGGUUUCUGGACACACUCAUCAAGUUUCGAGCACAGAAAGUUAUUAAGCGGAAAAGUGCCCUGGGACCUGGAAUUCCACACAUCAUCACCACCAAACUGCUGAAGCACUUUACCUGCGUGACCUACAACAAUGGCAGUUUACGCAACUUUAUUUCCGAUUCUAUGAAGGCAAAGAUCAUUGCAUAUGUGAUCAUACUCGCCUUGCAUAUAAACGACUUCCAGAUUGACCUGACACUGUUACAGAGGGACCUGAAGCUCAGUGAGAAAAGGAUGCUCGAGAUAGCAAAAGCCAUGAGGCUGAAGAUCGCUAAGAGAAAGGUGUCUCUGGCAGCCGGCAGGGAGGAGGAACACAGACUGGGUACUCUGUCCGUCCCGCUGCCUCCAGCCCAGACCUUGGACCGCCAGUCAAAGCGGAGGAGAAUCACGUAGAGGUGUGCUUUCCAGACAGAGAAGCUUGGCCACAUAAUAGCCACUUCCUCUGUUCAUUUCCAUUUUCAUUUUUAAAAAGCGGGGGGAAAGAAGCCUUGCUCUGGCAUGGGUAUGAAGCCACAAGCCAGCCUCUCAGUCAUGCUUGUCUUAAGCAAAAACAUAAAGUGACCACCACAUUGGA
Molecule: messenger RNA, 1520 nt
Organism: Eptesicus fuscus (big brown bat)
Lineage: Eukaryota; Metazoa; Chordata; Mammalia; Chiroptera; Vespertilionidae
Gene: POLR1E
Product: RNA polymerase I subunit E
Exons: 12
Coding region: 80-1339 (419 amino acids)
Biological process (GO): transcription elongation by RNA polymerase I; nucleolar large rRNA transcription by RNA polymerase I; RNA polymerase I preinitiation complex assembly
Cellular component (GO): RNA polymerase I complex
Molecular function (GO): DNA binding
Source: RefSeq, a predicted model, not a curated record